AUGUUCUACAGCGCAAUCUUGCUGGCGAGUGGAGUUUGGGACAAAAACAUAUACGCCCCGGCAUCACGGACAGUCCGACCUGUCUCGACUCUAAAAGAGCUGAAAAAUAACGCCAGUACGAUUUCUUCUCAUGUAACGGAUGUGACCUUCCACGGCAAUGGAUCACGCGUUGUAUUCGACUUCGAAAAAGAAGUAGGCGGCAUCAUCCACUUGCAAUACACAUCCGAUGGGAAUGGCGCGUUAGGCCUUGCCUUCACGGAAGCCAAAGACUGGAUCGGAGAAUGGUCCGACUCUUCCAGUGCAAUGUACCAUGAUGGCACUCUCUAUUCGAAUUUUUCGUCUGCGGGAAAUCACUCCUACACGAUGCCCGAUGAGUACCUCCGCGGAGGAUUCCGAUAUUUGACCCUUUUCCUCAUCACCAAUGACUCUACAAACGUGCAUCUGCAAGAUGUCAGUCUUGAACUUUCUUUCCAACCUACUUGGUCAAAUCUCCGCGCGUAUCAGGGGUAUUUCCACAGCAGUGACGAACUCUUGAAUCGCAUCUGGUACAGUGGAGCCUACACGCUGCAGACGAAUGAGGUUCCGGUGAACACGGGUCGAGUCACGAAUGGUGUGACGCAUGGAUGGUUAAAUAAUGGUACUCUCGGACCAGGUGAUACGAUUAUUGUUGAUGGUGCGAAGCGAGACCGUGCUGUUUGGCCUGGUGAUAUGGGCAUCGCGGUUCCGUCGGCUUUUGUGAGCCUGGGGGACUUAGAUAGUGUGAAGAAUGCGCUUCAGAUUAUGUAUAACACUCAGGAUAAAUCGACAGGUGCUUUCGAUGAGUCGGGACCUCCGCUUAGCCAGAAAGGGUCAGAUACCUACCAUAUGUGGUUGAUGAUUGGCACACACAACUACGUGCUAUACACAAAUGAUACAGCUUUUCUGCAAAAGAAUUGGGAUAGAUAUGUUCUGGCUAUGGAGUUCAUCCACGGCAAGAUGACCUACCUUAGUGGUCUUUUGAACGUAACAGGAACUCGAGACUGGGCCCGAUGGCAGCAAGGAUACAAUAACACAGAGGCUCAAAUGAUUCUUUACCACACUCUCAAAACUGGUGCCGAGUUAGCGACAUGGGCAGGCGACACAACCAACCUCACAAACACCUGGAACGCGAGAGCUGAAUCUUUGAAAACAACCAUCAAUAACUACUGCUGGGAUGAAUCUUACGGGGCAUUCAAGGACAACGCAACAGAUACAACCCUUCACCCCCAAGACGCAAACAGCAUGGCCAUCCUCUUCGACGUUGUCGACUCAGACCGCGCAGCAGGAAUAUCAGAGAAGCUCACGAAAAACUGGAUCUCAAUCGGAGCAGUCUCACCCGAACUCCCAGAAAAUAUAGUAUCUUUCAUCUCAUCAUUCGAAAUCCAAAGCCACUUCGUCGUCCGAAAUGCCACCCGAGCUCUAGACCUGUUACGUCGCAGCUGGGGCUGGUACCUGAAUAACCCCAAUGGCACCGAGAGCACGGUGAUCGAGGGGUACCUGGCAAAUGGAACCUUCGGGUACAGGAGUAGUCGGGGAUAUGGCUAUGAUGCUUCGUAUGUCUCGCACUCCCAUGGUUGGUCAUCUGGCCCCACAUCGGCGUUGACGGAGUACAUUGUUGGUCUUUCGUUGACUUCUCGGUUGGGUGAGACUUGGAAGAUUGCGCCUCAGUUUGCGGAUUUGGAGUAUGCUGAGGCUGGGUUCGUUACUUCUCUUGGGAAGUUUCAGGCAUUUUGGAGGAGGGAGGACGGUGGGUAUGUGUUGAGCUUCUCGGUUCCGAAGGGCACAACGGGGGUUUUUACGUUGCCGUUUGUAACGUCCAAAAGGCCGUCAGUUUCUCUGGGUGGAAGGAAGAUAUCAAAGGGUUUGAUUUAUGGAGAGGAUACUAUCGAGUUUUCGGUGGAGGGUGGGUCCGACAAGGUUGUACUCAGUUAG
Messenger RNA from Penicillium argentinense, 1950 nucleotides. Its product is annotated as putative alpha-L-rhamnosidase B. Lineage: Eukaryota; Fungi; Ascomycota; Eurotiomycetes; Eurotiales; Aspergillaceae. The record is from RefSeq and is a predicted model, not a curated record. The transcript has 4 exons. The coding region runs from base 1 to 1950 and encodes 649 amino acids. Gene Ontology annotation, biological process: carbohydrate metabolic process.